This is a messenger RNA of Fopius arisanus, 1644 nucleotides long. RefSeq names its product isovaleryl-CoA dehydrogenase, mitochondrial. Gene Ontology annotation, biological process: L-leucine catabolic process. The record is from RefSeq and is a predicted model, not a curated record. Gene Ontology annotation, molecular function: flavin adenine dinucleotide binding; 3-methylbutanoyl-CoA dehydrogenase activity. The transcript is spliced from 7 exons. Bases 229 to 1506 code for a protein of 425 amino acids. NCBI's taxonomy places the organism in Eukaryota, Metazoa, Arthropoda, Insecta, Hymenoptera, Braconidae. Gene Ontology annotation, cellular component: mitochondrion.
UGGUGCUUAGACCAUUUCAUAAACAAAUUGAGCGGAAUUCGAAUAAUUAUGUGGGGAUAAUCCAUUCAUAUAAUACAACAGAGUGAACUACUUGCGAUAAGAUAAGGAAUGUCGACAAACAAGUUACCUAAUUUAAAUUGAUGUAUCGAUGUAUUGAAGCACAUGGUAAGAUUUCUGCAGGUCAUCAACACUUAAUUAGGAGCGGAAUUUUGGAAAUAACGAGACACCAUGAGUUGGGGAAUAUUUCGGAGUAAUUCAAAGCUGCGUAAUUUGUUUUGUUUACUCGACACUAAUACAAGAUCGUGUAAUAUAAGAAAUUUAUCUCAAUUCUACCCCAUUGAUGAUAAUCUCUAUGGGUUGACUGACGAGCAGCGACAGCUCCGAUCCGUGUGCUUCGAUUUCCUCCAGAAAGAAUUGGCGCCGAGAGCCGCUGCGAUCGAUAAGCAGAAUCGAUUCGAUGGCCAGAGGGAAUUCUGGAAGAAAUUGGGAAAGAUCGGUUUAUUGGGAAUCACUGCAAAAUCUGCAUAUGGGGGAGCAGGUGGAUCUUAUCUAGAUCAUGUGAUAGUCAUGGAGGAGGUGAGUCGUGCCUCUGCAUCCGUAGGCCUGAGCUACGGCGCCCACUCGAAUUUAUGUCUCAAUCAGAUUCAUAGGAAUGGAACAGAAGAGCAGAAGCUCAAAUAUCUGCCAAAGUUAUGCAGUGGAGAAUUCAUCGGGGCAUUGGCAAUGUCCGAGCCAGGCUCAGGGUCAGACGUUGUAUCGAUGAAAUUACGGGCAGAGAAAGAGGGUGACCACUACGUUCUCAAUGGCACCAAAUUCUGGAUUACAAAUGGCCCUGACGCCGAUGUUCUGGUCGUUUAUGCUCGAACAAAUCCCCAGAGUCCCAAGCCCCAGCAUGGAAUCACGGCAUUUAUCGUUGAGAGAGGAAUGAAAGGGUUCACCAGUGGAUUAGCCCUCGACAAACUCGGCAUGCGUGGCAGCAGCACCAGUGAAUUAAUAUUCGAUAAUUGCAAAGUGCCAGUGGAGAACAUGCUGGGCCAAUUGGAUAAAGGAGUGUACGUUCUGUUCAGCGGAUUGGACCUCGAGAGACUGAUCCUCGCCGGUGGACCCCUGGGAAUUCUACAAGCCUGCUGUGACUUGGCCUUCGAGUAUGCUCACACCAGGAAGCAAUUCAACACUAGACUCGCUGAGUUCCAACUGAUUCAAGGUAAAAUAGCGGAUAUGUACACGAGACUGAGUGCCAGCAGGAGUUAUCUCUACGGAAUUGCCAGAGCUUGUGAUGCUGGACACGCUAACAGAAAGGAUUGCGCCGCGGUAAUUCUAUAUUGCGCGGAAAAUGCUACGAGAGCAGCUCUGGACACUAUUCAGAUCUUGGGAGGAAAUGGGUACAUCAAUGAUUAUUCGAGCGGUCGUCUCCUGAGGGACGCCAAACUCUACGAGAUUGGAGCUGGUACCAGUGAAAUUCGGAGAAUGGUCAUCGCCAAGUCCAUAACUGAAGAAUACUCAUAAUAAAAUAAUGGAGUGCGAGUGCUUUCUUAAAUCCUCACUCUGCGUGGCAUGCAGGUGAAUAUCAUUAGUGGCUCAACAGAAUAAUUAAUAUGUCGACGAAUACUGUUGAAUUCUCAAUCGAAAUAAAUGAGUCACUAG